AUGGGCGACCAGUUGCUCAAAGAUCGGCAGGAUGCCCCGAUCUGGAACGCCAUUGAGGCCAAUAACUUCAAGCAAGCACUAAAGUUGGUAGAUAAGCGGCUUGCAAAGAAGCAUACCGAGUAUCUUGAGGCCCUCAAAGUCUUCAUACGAUCUCGAUCACCUUUGGCUUCUGAGAAAGCUGCAGUUCUGCUUCAUUUGGAGGGGCUGGCGGAGAGAAAAUUUGUGCUUAAGGAUCAAGAGUCGAUUGAGCUGUAUGAUGAGGCCCUUGGGGAGGUUAUGCCUCAGCAGCAAGAGGGCUGGGGAAGGAUUAUUGGUGAGCUGCGGUGGCAGUGUGUGAAGGCACGGCCUAAAGAUGAAGAUCUCAGCUUGAAGUCUUUUGAGGCAUGUCUUGGGAAGGGUGAUUUGGAACAUGCAAAGCAGAUUUCCAAUAGCCUGGAGAAAAGCUUCCCUAGCAGCCAUGCAUAUCCUUUCUGGAAUAUUGCCGCCAUGUUCCUUUACUCAAUCUCCGCAAGUUACCCAGAAAAUCAACGGAAACUAUGGGGCUCAUUGGCUUUUGCCCAAAUUGGAAAGCUUGCCCUUGCGACUAAAGAUGCUGCGGAUCCUAGGAAAUUACCUCUUCGAUCGAUUCAAACACCUCAGGAAUUGCUUCUUCUUCACCGGAUUACAGAGGCGAAUGGGAAUCCUGUGCAGCGAUUAGAGUAUCUCCGUGACCCCUCGCUUGGCCCCGAUUCAUUGGUCGCAAAAGGCGAAUGGCAGCUGUGGAGAUUCAAGCUAAAGCUGUUGGAAGAGGCUUACUUAUGGAAAGAGCUCUUCAACACUACCAGAGAGCUACUCAAACGGGGCCGUACCAAAGAUGAGUCUGGUCAACUAGUAGAGACUAGAAUGUGUGACUGGCUUGUUUGGGAAGGAUUUAUACGUUCAUGGAGGAACCUGGAUGGCCAUGAAUACAAGGACGCCGUAGUAGCUGAAGUGCAAGCUCACCUAGAUCCUGCAUGUGGGAUCGACAAAGCCUGGAAAAGAAAUGCCUCCUUAGCCUGGGUCAAAAGCUCCUUCGCGGAUUCCACCCCCUUCUAUCUAGGCAAGGGCCCUGAUAAGGUCUCUGGUCACGAUAGAAUACCUAUCCUCCUCCAAUAUCUACACCAGUAUGGAACUGCAACCACAGCGUACAAUGAUCUCAGGCCUUUUGUUCAACAAAUGAAACCUGAAGAGUGUAGGCAAUUGCUCGCAGUCCUGUCUAGUCAUAAAGUCUUUGGGGACCCGGGCCAUUCGAAAUACGACCUGUCACAAGCACGUGAAGAUUCAAAAUCUGAUUAUGAAGGCUUCAAGACAGCAAGCAAACUCACUGAGCACAUAAACGUGUACAAGCUGAAGUACUUUAUUACAAGCAGGCUCCCAGAGGGGGAGAAUGAGCCUACUUGCAACUAUUGUUUCGAAGCUCAAUCUCAAUACUGUGCUUCCUGUCUCAAAACGCUUGCACAUGAUGCUGCAAAGUUAUACCUAUGUGCUGUUGACGGAGGUAGAUCUGAAUGGAAUCUACUCCCAACAGAUAGGCAUCCAGCGGAUGAUCUCGCCGUGCUAGCCGCCAUGUGUUUCAUAAAACUUUCCAAAACGGGCAUUGAAAGUUCUGAUGAGCCUCUCACGAGCGUUGAGACGUCCUACAUCUUGCAAGCCAUAGCAUUACUCGAGCAUGCGGCUAGCCACUCUCAAUCCAACUUCCAGAUUUGGCUACUUCUUACACGAUUGUACAUCCGCCUCGGCUGUGGAUCGAUGGCCAUGCGUGCGUACGAAAAUCUUGCGCUCAAGCAAAUUCAACUAGAUACGUUAUCCUACAGUCUUUUCGAUAGAAUAUCAUCAUUCCACCCACACCCUUUCGGCCACGUCCUGGACGAUUCUACAUCAUUUAAGACCCCUAUUGAAAGUCUUCGAAAACAACAAAAGCUCUAUCGCGGGGCUCGAAGCCAUAUCAGUCACAACAGUUGGCUAUCUUUCAAACACGGCAGCUAUAACACCGUCUUUGAGCUUCAAGAGGUAUCGCAGACGCUGUCAUGUUCGCUCUCCUCGGUUAUGUCUGUUAUUGAGAAUAGAAAGAUCUCCCGGCUAGUACCCUCUAGUGCUUCAGAAGACUCCAAUAAUGGCGGUUACGAUAUCCUUCCACCCAAUGCUGAGUCUUUAGAGACUCGGUAUGCGGAUACAAAUGACUACGCCACUUUCCCAAGCUUUGAAACCACACGGGGACCAUCAUUUGAAGAGUUAUGUCGGGUGUUUCCAGCACCUUCCGAUUAUCGAUAUCGAAACGACCUCGCUACGGAGAAAUUGAUACAGCUCGUAGAUCCAAGCGUUGCUAUAGCUGGGGCCAAUGACGCUGUUGCAUCAGAUAUUCGUUCGUAUAUCGAAUCAAACUCAAACCUGCCUGAGAUGGAUGAUUCCGAGAAAUAUCUCACCCCGGCCGAGAACUUGGCCAGCACAGCCUACAUAUCACUACUUCUCAUCGUGUCUGAAUCUUGCAACCCAGAGCUUUGGCAAGAACCCCAAUUCCAAGCUCAAUUGGACUCCUACAACAAAGAUCUCUGCGAGAGUCUCGAAGGGCAAAUACAGCUUAUUGAAAACGCUAAAGAUUUAAUCCCAGCCUUCGCGAAGACCUUAAAUCUCCUGUACACAGCUUACCAAGUCGGCCGAACUGCCUUUUAUUCUAGCAAGUAUCUCUCAAGCAGGGGCAAGGAGGCUCAUGCGAGUCAACUCGAAGCUAAUAAGGAAACCCUUGACCUUGCGAAACGGCUCAUGCAGAUCGUGGCAGACAGGUCUGUCGUCGUCAAAAAGGGCUUAGAUGAGGGAGGAUGGAUUGACAAGGUGUUGGAUAGUGUUCUACAAGUACCAGGCUCUGAAGGGGAAACAGAGUCGGUAUUAGGGAGCUUGAAGGAUUUGAUGGAUGCAGGGCGUUUGGAAGUGUGGGCGGGAGAUGUUGUGGAGAGCUGGCGGGAUUCUGUCGUGGGACUCUCCUAUCUGAAGGCGCUUGCAUCGUAG
Messenger RNA from Venustampulla echinocandica, 3021 nucleotides. RefSeq lists its product as uncharacterized. Gene Ontology annotation, molecular function: protein-N-terminal amino-acid acetyltransferase activity. The record is from RefSeq and is a predicted model, not a curated record. Bases 1 to 3021 code for a protein of 1006 amino acids. NCBI's taxonomy places the organism in Eukaryota, Fungi, Ascomycota, Leotiomycetes, Helotiales, Pleuroascaceae. The transcript is spliced from 9 exons. Gene Ontology annotation, cellular component: cytoplasm; NatB complex. Gene Ontology annotation, biological process: N-terminal peptidyl-methionine acetylation.